UAUAGGAGGGGGAGAGAGAAUGGAUGAGAUUAAUCACUUUAUGCAUCAAAAACAUUCAUUGAAGUUUAUCGAAAACUUAGAGGUGAUUGUCGGAAUUGGUGAUGAUAACAAUGAUAAGAAGGGCAUCGUCCAUUGUCAUGGAUGUCAAGAACCCAUAUCGGAUGGCUCUGCAUAUGGUUGUAUCUCAUGCCAGUACUUUCUGCAUAAGAAAUGUAGAGAACUAAGACGUGUUAUCAAUCACCAUAUACAUUCGUUGCACCCUCUUAUGCUUGUCGACCAUGGUGAUCUAGAAUGGACUUGUGAUGUGUGUCGUAAGGAAAGCCUAGUAGGAGGUUUCAGCUACUACUGUAUGCAGUGUAACUUUGAUGCAUGUACAAACUGUGGUGUUGCUAUUCCAUGCAAGGAGGAAGARYUGAUCAGGUUUCAACAUGAAGGUCAUCCACAACAUACUUUAACCCUCCAGUCGAGACCUGCGUCUUUCCUCUGUGACGCUUGUCAUUCUAAGGAUGAAGACUUACUUUAUCUAUGUGAAGAUUGUGAUUUCUGGAUCCACAAGACUUGUACUUCCUUGGCRCCUACUAUCAAUCUACCCCAUCACCAUAAACAUCCUCUCGUUCUCGUCUAUUCCCUUCCGGACAAUUUCUAUAGAUUUGAAUAUUUUUGUGAAUUUUGUAACACAUACAUCCUGCGAAAUGGUUGGUUGUAUCAUUGUGCAAAUUGUAGAUACUUUGCCCAUAUUAAGUGUGCCUUUAAUGCAGAGCAACCAUCUAUUCCAAGUGAUCCUCUAGAUGAUGAUGGUGAAGCAAAGAUUAACCAUUGGAGUCAUGAUCAUCCAUUGAUCCUUAACGUUGAACCCGGAGGUAACAACAUAACCAACAUUGGUUGUAGUGAUCCAAUAGAGGUAUUGCAAAGGACAUGAAAUCCCAUUGACAUAUCCCCCAGUCGAAGAUCACCCUGAAGAUUUUUAUUGUG
Cynara cardunculus var. scolymus (artichoke) is the source of this 972-nucleotide messenger RNA. RefSeq lists its product as uncharacterized. The transcript is spliced from 4 exons. The record is from RefSeq and is a predicted model, not a curated record. NCBI's taxonomy places the organism in Eukaryota, Viridiplantae, Streptophyta, Magnoliopsida, Asterales, Asteraceae. Bases 20 to 919 code for a protein of 299 amino acids.